This is a messenger RNA of Oikopleura dioica, 825 nucleotides long. Lineage: Eukaryota; Metazoa; Chordata; Appendicularia; Copelata; Oikopleuridae. The record is from the annotation of a GenBank genome assembly.
AUGAGUGAUCAUACCGUUUGUGUGGACAAUGUUUUCGACUUCACGACUGCCUUUUUAUUCUCUUUGGAAGGUCAAACCACCAUCGGCUACGGAUCACGUGGCCCUACCAUUCAAUGCUGGUUUGUUGUUGUCGUCCAAUUUAUCCAGUGGCUCCUCGCUUACGCCUUCGAUUCCCUCGUCGUUACAAUCAUUUUCACGAAACUAGCUCGCCCAAAAUAUCGAGCAAAGAGCAUCGAGUUCUCAAAAAGCGCGGUCAUCAACGAGCGCGACGGAAAGCUGGUGCUGAUCGUCAGAGUCGCCAACCUCCGCGACUCGCUGAUGCUGGACGUAACCGUCUCUGGCAAGUUAUUGAAAACGCGGCGAACUCCGGACGGCGAAUGGCUCGCACUUGAAGAGCGCAACGUCGAAUUCGACAAUUCUAAGGCCCUUUUCCUCACUCAACCGGUCGACUAUAUCCACACUAUUGACGAGAGAUCACCGCUUUACGAGUUGUCGCAGAGUAUCCUCGACCGCGAUGAAGAACCACUUGAACUUGUUGUGAUUAUGUCCGGCAUUGUGGAAGGGACUGGAAUGGCAUGCCAAAACAGGAUUGAGCCCCAAAAAGAUUACCAAAAUAAGACGCUCAAUCGAUUCCAAGUCGACUACAAAAUGUUCCAUGAGCACUAUCUGAUUGAGCCACUAAUGUCUGGAAGAAGCGCAGAAGAUCGCGACUUCGACCGAGAGUCGGAAAGAUCGUCAACGACGCAAGAGUAUGAUACUAUCACUCAUGAAGUGGCCGUUCGAGCGAAUAUUCUGGCCAAUAUGAUGACGAAUACAUCCAUUUGA